Mesoplodon densirostris (Blainville's beaked whale) is the source of this 1122-nucleotide messenger RNA. RefSeq names its product leucine-rich repeat-containing protein 37B-like. The record is from RefSeq and is a predicted model, not a curated record. Bases 1 to 1122 code for a protein of 373 amino acids. NCBI's taxonomy places the organism in Eukaryota, Metazoa, Chordata, Mammalia, Artiodactyla, Ziphiidae. The transcript has 6 exons.
AUGAAUCCAGAGGCCACUACGGAAGCUGAGUUUCCUACAGCUCAGCAGGAGGCCCUGGCUCCCCCUCUUGAGCAUCCUGAGGAGACAGGAUCUCUACAACCCAACAAGAGACCACAGCUAGGCCUCCAGAGCCUCCUGGAGAGGAUGAGCCUUCAAGGGAGCAGUAGCAGCCAGCUCAGCCUUCUGAGCCUCCUGGGGAAGUUGAACCUUCUCCAACCCAGCAGGAGCCCACAGCAGGAGAUCCCAGCUCUGUCUCCUCCGGAGAUAGGACCUUCUGCAACCCUGCAGGAGCAACCAGCUCAGCCUCCAGAGCCUUCUUCAGGGGAGGUGGAACCUUCUCCAACUCAACAGGAACAGCCAGCUCAACCUCCAGAGCAUCAUGAAAUGACAGUUUCACCUCCAAGUCACCCUCAUGCUCAGCAUUCAAAGUUAUCCAGUGUCGCUGUCAAACCUGCAGAUGUGGAGCUUACCAUCACAGAAGAACCCACUCCAGAGACAGAACCUUCUCCAGCCCAGCAGGAGGCCCCAUCUCAGUCUACAGAGCCACCUAAGGAGGCUAAACAUUCCGCAGCCCUGCAGCAGACUGCAGUUCCUCCAACUUACCCUGAGGUGACAUUUCCAAAUCCAGAGCAAGUUCAGGCUCAGCAUCCAACCUGGAGUGAGGCCACAGUUCAACCUUUGGACCUGGAACUUAUGUUAACUCUGGAAUCCAGUAUGGAGGUUGAACCUUCUCCAGUCCAGCAGAAGACCCCACCUCAGCCUCCAGAGCUCCUUAAGGAACUUACCACAACUCCAGAACCUACUAAAGAGUCUGAACAUUCUACAGCCUGGCAGAAGACUACAGCUCCCCCUCCAAAACACCCUGAGGUGAAACUUGCACAACCAAACCUGACUCAAGUCACAGUUCCACCUGUGGACCUGGGAGUUAACAUAUCUCAGCAACCAAAGCCAUCUGAGACAAAACAGCCAGAACAGAAUGCCACCAAAAACAUCAGCAUAUGUGAGCUCUGUACCUGCAAAAAUGAGACGCUGUCGUGUGUUGGUCUCAGCCCAAAGCAGAAGCUCCACAGAGUGCCUGAGCCAGAGCCUAACGCCUACAACGGCACCUUCACCAUCAUGUAA